Messenger RNA from Monascus purpureus, 573 nucleotides. Lineage: Eukaryota; Fungi; Ascomycota; Eurotiomycetes; Eurotiales; Aspergillaceae. The record is from the annotation of a GenBank genome assembly.
AUGGGUAAAUCGCAAUCAAAGCUUUCUCCUGCUCAGCUAGACGAAUUACAGAAGGUGACGCAUUUUGACAAGAAGGAACUGCAGCAAUGGUAUAAAGGCUUCCUUAAGGACUGCCCCUCCGGACACUUGACCAAGGAGGAAUUCCAGAAGAUCUACCGCCAGUUCUUCCCCUUUGGCGACCCCUCUGCCUUUGCCAAUUACGUGUUCCGCGUGUUCGAUGCAGAUAAUAGUGGCAUGAUCGAUUUCAAGGAGUUCAUCUGUGCAUUGUCGGUCACGUCUCGGGGGAAGAUGGAAGACAAGCUGGACUGGGCGUUCCAGCUUUACGAUAUCGAUGGUGAUGGGAAGAUCACAUACGAGGAAAUGUUGGCGAUCGUGGAGGCGAUUUACAAGAUGGUCGGCUCGAUGGUGAAACUACCGGAGGACGAAGACACGCCCGAGAAACGAGUCAAGAAGAUCUUCCGCAUGAUGGACAAGGAUGAAAACGGCAGUUUAGACCUUGAAGAGUUCAAGGAAGGCAGCAAACGAGAUGAGACGAUAGUGAGCGCUCUGUCGCUGUAUGAUGGGUUGGUGUAG